Messenger RNA from Pistacia vera, 1145 nucleotides. Its product is annotated as monooxygenase 2-like. The coding region runs from base 1 to 1125 and encodes 374 amino acids. The record is from RefSeq and is a predicted model, not a curated record. The transcript has 5 exons. Lineage: Eukaryota; Viridiplantae; Streptophyta; Magnoliopsida; Sapindales; Anacardiaceae. Gene Ontology annotation, molecular function: FAD binding.
AUGUUUGAAUACAGGGCUUCAGUUUCUGUAUCUAUUGACUCAAGUGCAGAGGCAACAUUGAUCAAGGACAAGAAGGAAAAGCGGGGAGUUGUCACCGAUGUCGGAACUGGAGCUACUCAGGCAAUCUCCUAUGCUGGAACUACAGAGAGCGGGCUUGGAGCUGGACCCAGAUCAGUUCAUCGGAAAACCUUAUUAGAGGCCUUGGCAGAAGAGUUGCCGGUUGGUGCAAUCCGUUUCUCUUCCCAUAUUGAUGCCAUUGAGACACAAUCACAGGAAGAUUCUUCCAUUGCUGUCAUACAUUUGAGGGAUGGUACUAUAAUCAAAUCCAAGAUUCUGAUAGGAUGUGAUGGUGUACAUUCGAUUGUGGCACGCUGGCUAGGACUUGGAACACCAGUCGAUUCAGGAAGAUCAGCUGUGCGUGGACUAGCUGUGUUUCCUGAUGGCCACGGCUUGAAGCAAGAGGUAAAACAAUUUUUAGAUGUAGGCAUAAGAGCUGGAUUAGUUCCUCUAAAUGACAAAGAGGUCUAUUGGUUCCUCACUUGUCAAUUUUCACCCAAAGAAGAAAUCAUGGCAGGAGAUCCAGAAUCAAUACAAAGAGAAGUACUUGAGAGCUAUGUGAAGGACUUCCCUGAAGUAUACAAAGAUAUGGUCAGACAUUGCGAUCUUUCAACAUUGACAUGGGCUCCAUUGAUGUUUAGGUAUCCAUGGGGCAUCGUUUUCGGCAAGUUAAGCAAGGGAAACAUCACGGUGGCCGGCGAUGCAAUGCACCCCAUGACACCUGACCUUGGGCAAGGUGGCUGUUCAGCUCUAGAAGAUGCAGUGGUACUCGGCCGACACAUUGGCAAUUCAUUAAUAAAAAACGGAGGACUUGUACCAGGGGAAAUUGCUCAGGAUUUACAUGGUUAUGUUCAGGAAAGAAAGUGGCGCGUAACUUGGUUGGUCAUAGGUUCAUAUUUUUCAGGGUGGAUUCAAGAAGCUGGGACAAAUUGGUGGAUGAAAUUCGUGAGAGAUGUCUUUUACAAGUUACUCUUUAGCAAGAUCUUUAGUGCUGUUAAUUAUGAUUGUGGGAAAUUGCCUAAUGUUCCUUUCUCAAGUGAAUUGGGCAACCCAAAGAAAACAGAAUAAGCUUCGUUAUUUUUGAAAAA